ACUGGCUUGUAUAGUUAAACGGUUUUCACCAAAUAUUUGAAUAAAUUUGUGCUUAAUUUUGUUUUAAUUGUUUCAAUCUUAUAACUUGUUUCCCGAGAUAUUAUAAAUACAAAUAUGAUAAACUUGUCUUAUUGGAUUUUAACAAAACAUUCAAGCAUUAUUGAUACCAUUGUUUACUUGGAAAUAUGGAUCCAGAUUAGGUUUGGGCCAAUUAAUAGCUGUAAGGGAAAGUAAUGGUUCAUCAGUUGGAUCGUUUACCAGUCAAAUCAAUUCAUCAAUCCAGGAACCCAUUUCUAAGAAAAGGGAAUCCAAUCCAAAUUUUGAAGAGCUACAAGUGGCUGUGUCAUGUGAAAAAUUUACCCAAGAACAAUGUUUAUCCCAAUCUGGAUGCUUCAUUUGCCUUUAUGAAUGCCGCCCCAGGACUCUUAUUCAAUCUUGUCCAGAAAACAUUGACUAUCUUCCAAUAUCGUCUGAAAAAGUUGUAAAUAAUUUGAUAUUGUCCAAUGGUACAUUAGAGUUUUACUUUGGCAUUCAAUUUACCAAUCCAGUAACAGCUGUUAAUGUAUGGCUGGAUGUACCGUUCAAGAACUACAUCAACAUCACUGCCAGCUAUAAUUCCGUCAGCAAAAAAGUCACUUGUAAUUUAACUCCACAGAAUAAUUCCAUUGUCUUCCCUUUCUAUAAGACAUUUCAUGUUUUCAUCAGCGUUUAUUUUGGCACCAUUUACCCUUUACAUUUCAUCAUCUCAGAUCAAAUGCGAUUUGUCGACCCCAUUAUUAAGGAAAUUGGACCAAACUCUGCUUUAAUCAAUCAUCCAUCGAUUUUUACCUUUAAAUUUUCACGCAUCGCAACCAGACACAUUCAAACAGUUAAACUUGUUUAUGGCGAUUCAACCAUCGGAUGUAAAAUUGAAUCCAAAAAGACAGUCAACUUUAACUGUCAAUUCAUGGUCGUCGGUUCUACAGUGAAUUGGCAGUAUUUAACGAUUCACGUGGCAAAUAUCAACUGGUACUCAUACGCUUUCCAGUUAAACCCAUAUCCAACCGUCAAUCAGACGAGUCUAUCUCAAUCAUUCCCUGGUUAUUCGGUACCAUUUCAUUUCAUUGGAACAAAUUUUUACUCAUUCAGUAAUUUGGAGGUUUAUAUCAGCUACUUGAGUGGUGAUAAAAUGCUUCUUAAUUGUACUGUCGUUUCCGAUACAGAUUUAUACUGUUCAAAUGACAAGUUUCCCAGUGACUUGCCUGCUAUAGGAACUUUUGUUUGGUAUUCCCAUUCAAAUCAGUUGUUUAAUUUACCAGAUCUCAAAUUCAAGGCAAACCCUCCACCAGAUUUGGUGACUUUCAAACAAACGUCGAACCAAUUAAAAUUCGGAAUUUCUAACUAUCAUCCAGAUUACUUAUCCAAUACAAGUAUUCGUUUUGUAUGUGACUGUGAAGCUAACCUCUACUUUGGAUGCACCCAAAUUCAAUUCAAGUCUACUGAAAACCUUAUAACAUGUAUUUAUAACAACAUUAGUUUAACUGGAUCGUAUGCUUGGACGGCGAUCCUUUCGAUUGGAAGCCAUGAAUUUUCCAUGCUAUUGGUAGCGAAAGCUAAAAAAUCAAAGAUUUAUUAUGUUCUCCCACUGAUACCGCUUGGUUUGAUCGGAUCACUUGGAUUAGGUGCUUAUUGCUUUUGGAUACAAAAAGCACACAAACUAAAAAGUGAAAUCCUGUGGCCUGAGCCUGGAAAAUCAGCUACUUCGAUUCAAAAUUUUGCUACAAAAGCAGCCUCAACUCACAGGCUGAAUUCAUAUACAAAGUUCCCUGUAAUGUCACGAAGCGAUACCAAAGUAACUUCAAAAAGUCUAAUAAUUCCAUCUCAAACAAUUUAUUGAGCUAAAUUGAUGUGUUAAAGACGAUGUUUUGUCAUUCAAAAUCUCAAUACAAUCAAGCUUAUUUGUGAAGCUGGAAAUACAUUUUUUGAGAUUCUAGUGUGUAAUGAAUAAAAAUUAUUAAUUGAUUUUCAUUUGAAAUACAGAAUUAAAAGUGUUUUUGAUUUACUAUUAUAUCUAACCAAUGGUCAGUUAAAUAUUGUGAUUUAACUCGAUUUCAAUUUUUUCACAAAAUCUACAAUUAAUUGUAUGAAAAUUAAGCUAAUAAAGGUACAGUUUUUUGUAAUUUAAUAUACUCUUAAUUGUUUAAUAUGUAUAAUAAUAGGUUUUUUGUAUAAUGAGAAUAUUGAUGAUUAUAAGAUCAAAAUUAAACUAAUUACUAUAUUUGUUUAUUUCUCUUCUUUUAGUUAACAAGUUAAAAGAAAUGACAUCUUCAAUGUUUCGUUUCCCAAAUGAUCAUUAUUAUUAUAUGUAAUGUUAUUUAAAUUAUUGACAGUUGGAGUCUGAGGUCAAUAUAACAUUAAUUUGAUGUGAUUUGUGAGCAUGAAAAAAUUGUUUCUUUUGCUUAUGAAACAUCAUCAUCAUCAUCUUUUUCAUCCCACUAUCGCCAAAUAUAUUACAAGAACAAGAAUGACCAAGGAAACAAGGAUGAUCCAAGUCAGGAAACGAAACACAAAAAAAACAGAGAUAACAUGAAAUCUGAAUUGUCAGAAUCUCAUCGCUGUAUAAUGACAGUGGGACCAAAUCCUUUGUCUCUUUCAAACAAAAAGACAGAUGAUGGGACAAUGAAUUAAGGUACAUAAACUGUCGUUUGUUUCAUUCAUGUCCAUCUUUUGUGUAAAAUGGAGGAAUGAAGGAAUAACAAUAGAGAGAAGAAAAAGAACUGGAUCAAGUCAAUUUAACCUUAUCCAUAGUAAUAUGGCAAUAAUAAUAUCCUUCCGUGAUUCAUGUUGUUUCCAUCUUUGACUUGAUCAUCAUAAUCAUUACCAUUAUCAACAGCAAAAGAA
Molecule: messenger RNA, 2880 nt
Organism: Tetranychus urticae (two-spotted spider mite)
Lineage: Eukaryota; Metazoa; Arthropoda; Arachnida; Trombidiformes; Tetranychidae
Source: RefSeq, a predicted model, not a curated record